This is a messenger RNA of Aegilops tauschii subsp. strangulata, 2052 nucleotides long. RefSeq names its product putative receptor-like protein kinase At3g47110. Gene Ontology annotation, molecular function: ATP binding; protein binding; protein kinase activity. Gene Ontology annotation, biological process: protein phosphorylation. The record is from RefSeq and is a predicted model, not a curated record. Lineage: Eukaryota; Viridiplantae; Streptophyta; Magnoliopsida; Poales; Poaceae.
AUGGACAAUAGGAUCUCUGGGAGUAUCCCUGCGGACAUCGGCAAUCUGGUUGGUCUGGAAGUGCUUGGGAUAGCAAAUACCUCCAUAUCCGGAGUGAUUCCAGAGAGCAUCGGUAAGCUAGAGAACUUGGUCGAGCUAGGCCUGUACAACAAUAGCUUGUCUGGGCUCAUACCGUCAUCGCUAGGAAACCUUUCACAGUUAAAUAGGCUUUAUGCAUAUUAUGGCAACUUGGAGGGGCCAAUUCCGGCAAGCCUAGGAGCGUUGGAAAACCUCUUUGUUCUUGAUCUGUCAAAGAAUUACCAUCUUAACGGUUCAAUACCCACAGAGAUUUUCAAAUUACCCAGCCUUUCUUGGUAUUUGGACUUGUCACACAAUUCCCUUUCUGGUCCCCUUCCUAUUGAAGUUGGUGGUUUGGCAGAUCUUAACCGACUGACUCUAUCGGGAAACCGGUUGUCUGGCAAGAUACCUGAUAGUAUUCAGAACUGCUUAGUGUUGGAAUGGCUAUCAUUGGACAACAAUUCGUUCGAGGGAAGCGUAUCUCCGUCACUGAGAAAUAUAAAGGGGCUCAGAGUAUUGAACCUGACCAUGAAUAGGUUCUCUGGUAAUAUUCCUGAUGCCCUUGGCAAUAUUGGAAACCUGCGGGAACUGUACAUAGCACACAACAACUUCUCAGGGUCGAUCCCAUCAGUCCUACAGAAUUUGACAUCACUGUCUGAACUGGAUAUAUCCUUCAAUAAUUUGCAUGGUGAGGUGCCAGAUGAAGGUGUUUUCAGAAACAUCACUUACUUAGCGGUUGUUGGGAAUGUUAAUCUGUGUGGUGGCGCACCUCAACUUCACUUGGCUCCAUGCCCCACAAGUCCCUCAAGCAAGAACAGAAUAAGGAUGCCAAAGUCUCUUGUAGUUUCUCUAGCAACAGCUGGAGCAAUCUUGCUGCCACUUUCAGUCAUUCUUCUUCUUUGGAUAUUUUGCAAGAAGCUCGAACCAAGCCAGAAGACAUUAGCACACAAUGCAACUGUUGAUGACCAUUACAAGAGAAUCCCAUAUCAUGCAUUAUUGAGGGGAACCAAUGGAUUUUCAAUAGCCAACUUGCUUGGGAGAGGAAGUUAUGGUGCGGUUUAUAAGUGUGUUUUGGACACUGAUGAAGAUAGAACAUUUGCUGUCAAGGUAUUUAAUCUUGGUCAAUCUAGGUAUUCCAAGAGUUUUGAGGUUCAAUGUGAGGCCAUGAGAAGGAUACGACACCGUUGUCUCAUUAAGAUCAUUACUUCUUGUUCGAGUGUCAACCACCAAGGUCAAGAGUUCAAGGCAUUAGUUUUUGAGUUCAUGCCCAAUGGUAACUUGGAUGGUUGGCUUCAUCCAAAAUCUCAAGAACUCACUACAAACAACACGCUUAGCCUUGCACAGAGGCUUGAUAUUGCUGCUAAUAUUGUGGACGCAAUAGAAUAUCUGCACAACUACUGUCAACCAUUGGUAAUCCAUUGCGAUCUUAAGCCGAGCAACAUUCUUCUUGCUGGAGACAUGAGUGCACGAGUUGGAGACUUUGGCAUAUCAAGGAUCCUUCAAGAAAAUACAAGCGAGGGGAUGCAAAGUUCAUAUAGCUCAACUGGAAUUAGAGGUUCCAUAGGCUAUGUUGCUCCAGGUGACCGAAAUUCUUCUAAUUUUAUAUUGUCCUUUUCACUCGAAUAUGGCAUGCUAACCAGAAAGCUUUGCAUAAUUGUAGAGUAUGGAGAAGGCUCUGCGGUCUCAACAGCCGGUGAUAUUUAUAGCCUUGGCAUACUGCUACUUGAGAUGUUUACCGGAAGGAGCCCAACAGAAGCAACAUUCAGAGAUUCAUUGGGUCUGCAUAAGUUUGCUGAGGAUGCUCUUCCAGAUAGAAGCUUGGAGAUAGCUGACCCAACAAUGUGGCUGCACAACGGACAACCUGAUAACAGUACAAGUAUUAGAAUCCAGGAGUUACUGGUUUCAGUCUUCAGGCUUGGCAUAUCCUGCUCACCUCAAGUUUAUAGGGGGGCAUGGAGCAGAAAAAGAAGCCUCGACUCAAGAAAUCCAGAAUAG